Molecule: messenger RNA, 510 nt
Organism: Nipponia nippon (crested ibis)
Lineage: Eukaryota; Metazoa; Chordata; Aves; Pelecaniformes; Threskiornithidae
Gene: ANKRD37
Product: ankyrin repeat domain 37
Cellular component (GO): cytoplasm
Molecular function (GO): protein binding
Source: RefSeq, a predicted model, not a curated record
AUGCUGGUGCCGGAUUGCACUUCAGAGUCUGGUAGUUUCAGCAAUCUGUUUGAGGCAGGAACCGGUGUGAACGCACCUGCAGAUGCCUUUGGUCAGUCUCCAGCUCACUUGGCUGCUUGUGGCGGUGAAGCUUUUUUCCUACUUUGGCAACUGCAGACAGGAGCGAAUUUGAACCAACAGGAUUGCCUUGGAGAAGCCCCGAUUCAUAAAGCAGCAAAAGUUGGGAGCUUGAAAUGUCUUGCUCUCCUUGUUGCUGGCGAUGCCAAAAUUGACUUGUGCAACAACAGUGGACAAACAGCAGCGGACCUGGCGCUAGCUUAUGGCUUUCUGGAAUGUGCCAAGUUCCUCACGACAAUUCAGCACACUCAGACAAUGAAACUGAGAGGAGGGUCUGGCUACUCGCUAAGCGACAAACGGGGCUUGCUGAGAGAGGAUCCAGCUGCACAGAAACAAGAAAGUGAAACCAGCAGAUCCAUAAGCAGGAAGAGGAGAAGAUCAGAUGGUGUGUAA